This is a messenger RNA of Xyrauchen texanus (razorback sucker), 914 nucleotides long. Its product is annotated as homeobox protein Nkx-2.2a-like. Lineage: Eukaryota; Metazoa; Chordata; Actinopteri; Cypriniformes; Catostomidae. The transcript has 2 exons. Gene Ontology annotation, biological process: cell differentiation; regulation of transcription by RNA polymerase II. Gene Ontology annotation, molecular function: DNA-binding transcription factor activity, RNA polymerase II-specific; RNA polymerase II cis-regulatory region sequence-specific DNA binding. The coding region runs from base 1 to 822 and encodes 273 amino acids. Gene Ontology annotation, cellular component: nucleus. The record is from RefSeq and is a predicted model, not a curated record.
AUGCCCCAGAAAAUGUCGUUGACCAACACAAAGACAGGCUUUUCUGUGAAAGACAUUUUGGACCUCCCUGACACGAACGAUGAAGAAGGAUCUAUCACCGGGACUGAGGAAGAUACGGAGGUUUCUGAGGCGACCAAAACGCCAGGAGUGUUAGUGCAAAGUCCUUUAGAGAACGUUCAAAACCUGCCUUUAAAGAAUCCAUUCUAUGAUAAUAGCGACAAUCCUUAUACCAGAUGGCUCGCAACUACAGACAGCAUCCAAUACUCGUUACACGGACUAUCCGCAAACUCUCAAGACUCGUCUGCAAAAUCUCCGGAACCUUCAGCAGACGAAUCGCCGGACAAUGACAAGGAAACUUCAAUCAACGGCAGCGACUCUGGUAAGAAGCGCAAAAGGAGGGUGCUCUUUUCCAAGGCGCAAACUUACGAACUCGAGCGUCGUUUUCGGCAACAGAGAUACCUGUCUGCACCGGAAAGGGAGCAUUUGGCUAGUUUGAUCCGCCUGACCCCAACCCAAGUGAAAAUCUGGUUCCAGAACCACAGGUACAAAAUGAAGAGGGCCCGGGCGGAGAAAGGUAUGGAAGUGAACCAUCUCCCUUCUCCUAGGCGGGUGGCUGUGCCUGUGUUAGUCAGAGAUGGUAAACCAUGCCAUACGCUAAAAGCUCAGGACUUGGCAGCCACUUUUCAGGCUGGAAUUCCGUUCUCUGCGUAUAGCGCCCAGUCUCUCCAGCACAUGCAAUAUAACGCGCAUUACAGCGCCACCAGCACACCACAAUUUCCCGCAGCACACCACUUGGUGCAAACGCAACAGUGGACUUGGUGAACAGUUACUGACUUCGAAAUGGAGGGUUGCAUUUUAAAGACAGCGAUAGGGAGCUUUCCAAACAAAAAUACAAGACUUUUUAUUUUUGCAGC